GAGACUUUGUGUGUUUGAUUUAAGUGAGAUGGCAGCGUAUGUGGUGCCAUAAAGGGAGAGCAUAGGUAGAUUUAAAUAGAUGUUUCUGGAUGUGAAAGAGAGGCAUUGUCCUUCUAAGCUUCAGCAUCCAGCAGGUUUGCAUCAUUGAGCCAUGGAGUCGUGCAAAGUGGUGGAAAACGUCUACCUCCUGGUCAUUGUUACACUCAUCAGUGUUCUUCAGAAUGUAUUUUUUGCCCAAAAGGUUGAGAGGGAAUGCAAGAACCGCAACAUGAACACGUCUGCUUUUGAACGAGUGUCUUGUGCAAACCGGAACUGCAUGGAUGCUUAUCCCACUUUCCUGGCAGUCAUGUGGUGUGCCGGAGUGUGCCUCAGUCAAGCUCCUGCUGCCUUUGCUGGCAUCAUCUACCUUCUCGUCAGGCAGAAGUACUUUAUUGGAUACCUGGGACAGAGCUCUCAAAGCACUCCUGGGUACCUGUUUGGGAAACGCAUCAUCUUCUUCCUGUCCAUGAUGUGCAUCAUUGGAAUCUUUAACUAUCUGCUGUGGCGUUUCUACGGCCGCGACUACAAGGAAUACGUGGAAACCAUCACAGGCGCAGCAUCUGCUCUCCUUCUGCUCCCUUAGUUUAGCUUAUUGCAUACAGUGAUGGACAUUAAGUAUUCAACACAACAAUACAUGUUUUAAGCAGUAAAUAUAACUAAUAACUUCCCCCACUAGGCUGACAUGUUGGUGCAACUCGAAUGAUUGACACAUGCAAGAAAAGGCCAAUAACUUACACUGGAUUUAGUAAAGCAUAUUGCCACAAAGAAUAACUAUUAAACAGAUGAAAAAGCAAGGUUUAAAAGGGUAAAGACAGACAAGAAAGGUGCAGGAAAUGAUUUAUAUAGUAUUUAGAAAGUAAUUUUCUUCCCUAUUAGAAAACAUAUCGGCUGGUUUAAUUACCAAUUGAGUACGAAAAUUGUUAAUUUGAAGGAUAUCCUACAAGAAGUGGGAAUCAAGACCAUUGCAAACUAUGUUCAAAAUUAUACUGAAGUCAAAUAGAGAUAUAUUUCUAAAAUGCUGAUUUCCAGGAAUGCAAUUAGUGCUGUAAUAUAGGAAUGGAAAUAGCAUAAUU
Molecule: messenger RNA, 1112 nt
Organism: Cyprinodon tularosa
Lineage: Eukaryota; Metazoa; Chordata; Actinopteri; Cyprinodontiformes; Cyprinodontidae
Gene: alox5ap
Product: arachidonate 5-lipoxygenase-activating protein
Exons: 5
Coding region: 152-622 (156 amino acids)
Biological process (GO): leukotriene biosynthetic process
Cellular component (GO): endoplasmic reticulum; nuclear envelope; membrane
Molecular function (GO): enzyme activator activity; leukotriene-C4 synthase activity; glutathione peroxidase activity
Source: RefSeq, a predicted model, not a curated record